Messenger RNA from Halichondria panicea, 1650 nucleotides. RefSeq lists its product as uncharacterized. The transcript has 2 exons. The record is from RefSeq and is a predicted model, not a curated record. The coding region runs from base 372 to 1478 and encodes 368 amino acids. Lineage: Eukaryota; Metazoa; Porifera; Demospongiae; Suberitida; Halichondriidae.
AAGACAGAUAUCAACUAAUCAUUCGUAAUGUCAAUUCUUCAGACAGUGGUGUUUACUGGUGUCAACUUUCAGCUGACGGGUUUUGCUUCAUCCCAUCAGCGUAUGUGAAUAUUACUUUCAAUACAAGCUCUGGUUAUUUCAAAUAUAAUUAUCAGCAAAGUCCAGUUUGCGCAGUAGACAAUUCUUCAUCUUGUCAAGUAAUACCAACCUCUUCAAUACAGACUGUGUCAUCAACCACACUAUCAGUGUCUACUCCGCCAGCAACACCCACUCAACCAGAACUAUGUCGUGGUAAGCUAGAAUUAACAAACUUAGGAUUUGUAGCCUGUCUUGGAGUGACAGUACCAGCUGCGGGAUUCACACUCAUACUGAUGGUCAUUCUGAUCUGCUGUGCUGGAAUCUGUAUAUGCUGGAGAAAGAAAACUAGAAGAAAAGUUGUACAAAGUGUUGCUCAAACUGAAAUGGAUCAUACCUCAGAUAGAUAUAAUGCUCAAGUUGUGCGUCUCAAAAGAAGGAAAGUCCACCAGUACGAAGAUGUGGAAAACCCACGACCUGUUGAACACACUGAAGAGCCAGCCAGUGAUCGUAAAAGAGCACUUACAGACUGUGACAAAAUGGUAGAGCAUGAGUACAAUGAGCUGGAGCAUCAAGCAGAAACCAAUGUCCUCCAAACAACUGACCUAGAAGGAGAUCAGGGUGAACCACACACGUAUGAAAUUAUUUUGGCUGUGAGUCAAGACAAAGACAAAACCGCUGUCAAUACGAAACAGCAACUGCAAAUUGAAAGCUCACAAUAUUAUGAAGAUGUUUGUGAUAAUAAACUGUCAAAACAACCACCAAGUUCUUUCGAUAGCUUUUCCACUAGCCGUUCAUCUCAGAAUCAAUACAAUGUUCUUGAUCAUUCCCUUGUUAGUAAUCCAGGCCAAAAGGCCACCAUUAAAGCUGAGGACUCCAUGGAAGAUCAUCGCUACAGCAGAACACAUGCACACAAGUUGACAUUGAUGGGAAACUCAGUUGAAGAAACAUCUCAAGACAACCAAUAUGAAAAUCUUGGCAGCGUAGUGAAGACAGCUCAGCAACAGAAUACACUUGCAAAUGAAUCAUCUGGUAGCUGUGAGUAUCAUAUUCUUGAGGAAGCUGUUUCAAACGGUACCACCAUCGCCAUCACUUCAAACGAGCCGGAACAGACUACACCUAUCCCUAAACGCAAAUCAAACACAACUGUUCCGGCUUAUGGUGUACUCAAUUAUAAUGAUCCCAGUAAGCAAAACAUCAAAAUCCAAGAACAGCUCUUAGAUCAAUCGAGAAGUGAGGAAGGGAAAGAGAGAGUAUUCGAUGACCCACAAUACGAUAUCUUCCCUACUGCACCGAAAGUGUUAGAGGAUAAACUGGAGCACAGAAAAGAAGCUGCUCAGAUUCAGGCAUUCCCUUUUGAUGAGUUGACAGACGUACAUGAAGUGUGGAUACACACUGACUAAUUGAUCAACCUUGUAGAGUGCAAAUAAUUAUUAAUUUGGGUACAUGUAUGUUAAUUUUGUGUGUGUAUUGAACUGCAUAAUUAUUGUGUAGGUGCUCCAAAAUUCAUAACUCAUUAGUGUGUAACAAGAAUUGCGAAGGAUUAAGAUAGCUUUUUCUGUCACUGCAUGUGAU